Molecule: messenger RNA, 931 nt
Organism: Wasmannia auropunctata (little fire ant)
Lineage: Eukaryota; Metazoa; Arthropoda; Insecta; Hymenoptera; Formicidae
Product: acyl-CoA desaturase-like
Exons: 3
Coding region: 440-868 (142 amino acids)
Biological process (GO): unsaturated fatty acid biosynthetic process
Cellular component (GO): endoplasmic reticulum membrane
Molecular function (GO): stearoyl-CoA 9-desaturase activity; iron ion binding
Source: RefSeq, a predicted model, not a curated record
AUACCAGUGUAGUUGAUGUCUGAUAUGACAUUCGUUAAAAGUUUUUAAAGUAUCGUUAUUAUAAAAAUAAAGUUAUUAUAAAAAUAUAUGUGGUACCGAUAUAUAAUAUUACUAGCAAAGUUAUUUCGGUAGCCAUUACAAUAUCGCGAUUUCUAAUAUCUUCUGUGCAUUUUAUAAAUAAUUUGUAUAAUAAUUUAGUGACGUACUUAAUUACAUUUAAUCAAACCUAAAGUGUACAAUCGAUUUUGUCGACCCCUACUUUGCCGCACAACACUCGCGAAUGGAAACUCUUUCGGUGCAGUGGUGUGACCCGUUCGUCUUUCUUGAUGCCUGUACUCUGUACUAUAAGUGUUGUAAUUAAACGCGAAAUAAGUUUGUCAAUCAUCGAUUAAUAUUUCUCAAUUUACUUGUGACGUAAACUGCAGACAUCGCUUUCAUCAUGCACGACACGAUAUCAAAAAGUUCUCACGAUGACGCAGUUAAGGGCAAAGAAGAAGUUAAUACGAAAAGUGAACGACACAAGAGAGAUAUCUUAUGGAUUUCGGUCAUCUACUUAGCGACGCUGCACGUCAUUGGACUUUACGGUUUAAUCACGUUCAAUUAUUUUCAAAAUCUGAAGACGACUUUGUGGCUACUGUUCAUGUAUGAACUGGGGAGUAUCGGUAUGACUGCUGGUGUUCACAGAUUAUGGUCUCAUCGAUCGUACAGCGCAAAUUUACCGCUCAGACUCAUCCUUUUCAUCGGUUACUGUUCAUGCGGAGGGGUAAUAAUCAAACGAGCUUGUUUAUUAUGCAAACUGAAAUGCAGUUCAUUACCAAAGUCUAUAAUAAACAAUAAAAGCAAAAAUUAUAUAUUGACUCGUAUUUAGAAAUAAAUUAAAAUAUAUUAUUAUUUAUAAGAUUAAUUACUUUCUAAUGUUGCAUUUCUUUAU